GUAAUUUUGUUAAAGUUAAAGGUUAAAAUGGGUAUAAGAAAGGAAUGGGAAGGGUGAAAUUGGAAAAAAUUGAAAGAAGAUUGCAUGAGAAAUUGAACCGGUGGUUUUUCUGGUUCCACCGGUUCUACCGAUUUUUACCAGUUUUAUCGGUUUUAAUCGGUUUUUAUUGAUUUUAUCGAUUUUUGACCGGUUUUGACCGGUUUUGACCUCAAACGGUUUUUUUAUGUGAACCGAACCAUUUUCAUGACCGGGUACCGGUCCGACCGGUUCAACCGGCCGGUCCGGUCCGGUUUUAAAAACCUUGCACCAGCAAUAUGGUGCAACUAAACCUUCAAAUCUGAA
This is a messenger RNA of Rubroshorea leprosula, 342 nucleotides long. Lineage: Eukaryota; Viridiplantae; Streptophyta; Magnoliopsida; Malvales; Dipterocarpaceae. The record is from the annotation of a GenBank genome assembly.